UUAGUCAACAAAUCAAGGAGUGCCCGACACGCUCCAAAUUUGUCUAUAGAUAAGCAGUUUUCGGUCCCGAGACAGCCGCCAAAAGAAUCUGAAAGAGAGCAGCGAAACAAUUUCAAAGCAUGCCGACUCUGACGAAACUUUAUUCAAUGGAAGAAGCCUACCAGCACAAUACCAAAGAGGAUUGCUGGGUCGUUAUUGACGGCAAGGUAUAUGAUGUUACUGAUUAUUUGGAUGAUCAUCCAGGAGGGGAUGAUGUAGUGCUUGCAGCAACAGGGAAAGAUGCAACGGACGAGUUUGAAGAUGCUGGACACAGCAAAGGUGCAAAAGAGCUCAUGCAGAACUUUUGCAUCGGCGAGCUUGACACAUCUAUCCCAGUCAUCCCAGAGCUUGAAAUUUCCUCCAAGAAGGAAACUAACAGUUACUCGGAUAAUCUCAUGGAUUUAACAAAGCAAUAUUGGGUUGUUUCUGUGGCAAUCAUCGGUUUCUCCAUGGUGGCUGGUCUCGUAUUCCUGCGAAGAAAGUAAAUGAAUUUGAUUUUUUCCCUAUUGGCUGCUGAAAGGGAAUACUUCCCCAAAUUCUGAAUAAUUAGAUGGAUAAUGAUUUAGAACAUUUAGCCAUUGGUAAUUUUAAAAUAUGAAGGUAGCGCUUCUUCAUUCAUUACCUUCCUUCGUCAGAAUACAUGCAUGAUAGGAUUGAAAAACAGGGAAAAUACUUGUAUUAGUACAAGGGGAAGGAUAUAUUGUCAUUUU
Molecule: messenger RNA, 749 nt
Organism: Hibiscus syriacus
Lineage: Eukaryota; Viridiplantae; Streptophyta; Magnoliopsida; Malvales; Malvaceae
Product: cytochrome b5-like
Exons: 3
Coding region: 120-524 (134 amino acids)
Cellular component (GO): membrane; intracellular membrane-bounded organelle
Molecular function (GO): heme binding
Source: RefSeq, a predicted model, not a curated record